UGUCUUUAUGAAGUACAACCUUGCACCUAAGUAUCAAUGUUUUCUCUAGUACACAUCAAAAGCGCACAUUUAAGUUGCACAUCUUAUAAGACCCAUUAAAUUAUUUAACGUAACAAAAUCUAACAACUCUUGUUCACAUACGUAAUUUAAAUGUGCAACAGAGAAGAUUCACCGAAGUAUGCUCUUCCCAUGUAGCCGUUACCGUUGGCGCGCUUAGUCAGUCUAUUAGGGCGGCAAUUUACAACAAUGUCAGCAAACCAAUAUGAAAUCUUCAAGAUCAAUCUCUCCCUUCAGGCUGUGCUCCCUCCUCCGUCGCGAGAAGAACCCGAAUCUCGCUCUCCAACUCUUUCAAAAUUUCAACCCCGAUACGGAAACACCGCCUGGACAGCCCUUUCGCUACUCUCUCCUUUCCUACGACCUCAUCAUCACCAAGCUCGGCCGCGCGAAAAUGUUCGACCGGAUGGAGCAAGUCCUCCACCAAAUGAAGCAAGAAACCCGUUUCUACCCGCCGGAGAUAAUCUUCUGCAAUGUCAUUUCGUUCUACGGUCGGGCUCGCCUUCCCGACCGCGCUCUCCAAGUGUUCGAUGAAAUUCCUGCUUUUCGUUGCCAAAGGACGGCAAAAUCGUUGAAUUCGCUGCUGGAUGCGCUUUUCAAGUGCGGGGAGUUUGCGAAAAUGAGGAGAUUUUUUGUGGGUUUUGAGAAUUACGCGGCCCGUCCAGAUGAGUGCUUCGAUGAUGCGCGGAAGGUGUUCGAUGAAAUGUUUAGGAAGGGUGUACGUCCGACUACGGUGAUGUUUGGGACGUUAAUUUACCGGCUUUGUUCGAUUCAGGUUAAAAAAACAUUUAAGUUGAAAUAUGAUAUGGUGGUGAUUCAUGGCGUUGUGCCUAAUCUAUACGUGUAUACCUCUUUGAUCAAAGGGCUUUGUAAGAUUGGUGAAAUGAAUUUGGCUUUUAGGCUGAAAGAGGAGAUGGCAACGAAGAAAAUCAAACCCGAUUCAGCUGUUAAUUCAACUUUAAUCAGCGGGCUUUACAAUGCUGGCCGGAAAGAAGAGGUUUCCGGGCUUUUGGACGAAAUGAGAUUGUACGGGUGCAAACCAGAUACUGUGACUUUUAAUGCAUUGAUUCACGGGCUGUGUAAAGAGAAGAAUUUUGAAGCAGCAUACAGAGUUUUGGAUGAGAUGGCGGAGAAAGGGUGUGAGCCAGAUGUUAUUAGUUACAAUACAAUUAUCGGUGGACUAUGCAAGGAAGGGAAAUGGAGGGAAGCUAAUGAUUUGCUCGAAGAUUUACCAAGACGGUGUACUCCCGACUUUGUUUCAUAUCGAACAAUGUUCGAUGGACUUUGCGAUUGGAGACAGUUCAAAGAAGCAGCCCUUGUUUUGGACGAGAUGGUCUUCAAGGGCUUCGCACCCCGGCUUGCAAGUACACAGAAACUUGUUGAGGUGUUGUGUGAGGAAGGUAGUGCAGAGUUGUUAGGGACAGUUUUAACUAGUCUGGGAAAGGGAAAGGGCAAAUUUCUUCGUGUAGAUAUGUGGGGAAUGCUGACUGAUAUGGUUUGCAAGAAGGACAAGCUUGCAAAUGUAUUUAAACUUGUUGAUAUAGUUUAGAAAUGCAAAUGUAGCAUUUAUUUUUUGGCCAUGCCAAUAAGAUAAAAUUGGGUUUUGAUAAA
Messenger RNA from Malus domestica (apple), 1665 nucleotides. RefSeq names its product putative pentatricopeptide repeat-containing protein At1g53330. Gene Ontology annotation, molecular function: protein binding. Lineage: Eukaryota; Viridiplantae; Streptophyta; Magnoliopsida; Rosales; Rosaceae. The record is from RefSeq and is a predicted model, not a curated record.